AUGAAUGUUAUUUUAUCAUCUAAUAUUUCUUCACAAUAUAUACAAAUAUUUACUAAUAGAUUGAAUAAGACAGCUAUUGAAAUACUUUUGCAAUUAUUUAAUUAUAUAGGUGCAUUUCAUCUUAUUUGUUUAUCAACGAGAAGAAUAGAUAUUGGUACUUGUUCAGAUAUUAUUAUUGGCAAAUCGUCUGGUUUAUUUAUGUGCGUAGACCGUUGUGUUGUAUAUUAUGAUGAAUAUAUCGUUUGUGCCAUUAGAGCACCAAUUAUGCUACAAGCAAUGAAUAAUCGAUUAACUUAUAAAUUUCUUUUUAUUGAACGUCGUUUAUAUUUACAACCCAGAGUGUAUCAAGAACAACCUGAAUUAGUCAAAAUUGAUAAUAUUAAUGAAACUCUGACAUUUCGAUGGUUUCCAAAAGUUGCUGGAUAUUUUCCAUCAGGUAUAAAAAUGGUUAUAUAUGGAACAAUAGUUCAUUUUGGUACAACUAAUUAUACAACGAAUAUGACACUAAAACCUGGUUUAGCUGUCAUAGAUUCAACAAGUACUACUAAUUUUAAUUGUACAAAUUAUGAAUCAAAUGAGAAACCAUUAAAAGUAAAUUUAUCAAAAAUAAUUUCAUCCAAUGAAAUUAAGAUAACUACUAAUAUAUUAAACAAAAAUACAAUUAAUAUUCGACUUGAAGCAAAAAAUUACGUUGGAAUUUUUCAUUUAUUAUGUUAUGUUAAUGGCGAACAAACUAAAGGCACUCGUGCUGAUGUUAUUGUCAAAGCUGCGCCAGGUGUACUUCAACUCAUCGAGCGAUGUCGAGUCUAUGAUAAACAAUAUAUUAAAUGUCGGAUUCGAGCACCAACUAUAGCACGUGCUAUUCAAAAUGAUUAUCCAGCUAAAUUUGAAUUUAAUGAAAUCAGUCAUUCUCAUGAUAAUUUAGCUUAUAUAACACGUUUUGAAUUCUUAAAAAAUGAAAGUACAAAUGAAUAUUUAACAUUUAAAUGGAGACCAACUGCAGAUGGAGAAUUUCCAGAUAAAGUUCGAAUGCAUAUGAAAGCAAUAUUACCUCAUUUUAAUGUCUCAUCUUAUAAUUUUGAUAUGACACCGAUUUUUCGAAUAACACCAAAAUUUACUUUACAAGCAAUAUCAUCAAGUGAAAUUCAAAUUAAACUUGCAUCUAUAUCUCCAGCAGCAUUUUGUGAUAAAAGUAUUAUACCAAAACUAGGUUCAAAUAUCAAUCGAACAUGGACAAUAGUUGAAGCAAAUCGAAAUACUAUUAUAAUUGAUAAACUUCUAUCUGAUUCUGUCUAUCGUGUAUGUAUGAAAUGUCGACAAACCUAUACUGAUCCAGAUGGUAUGGAAGAAUGUCAAGAAAUUAAAACGUUGAGUAAAUUCAAUUUUCUUUAUAAUCAAAAUUAUUUUAUCUUCAUUAUAAUUAUUGUAAUCUUAAUUUUAUUCAUUAUUCUUGGUAUUGGCUUUUAUUGUUGGAAAUAUCAACAAAAUCUUAAAUAUCAACAAGUUGCUAAUGGAAAAAUAUUCAAAAUAACAAGUCUAAAUGGAUACGACGGAUCUGUUCGACAUGAGACAAUAUCAAGUGGUUCAAUAAAUACAAGUAGUCCAUAUUCAGCACAAUCAUCUACUCUAAAUGACAUGGAUGUUGAUAAUGAUUGCUUAAUCGAAAAUAAUAAUGAUGAAUAUUUACCACUUGCAUCAAUAACAGAAGUUAUAGAAAUGAGUUCACCACCAAAAAUAUUACCUCGAAACGAAAAUUAA
Messenger RNA from Rotaria sp. Silwood1, 1758 nucleotides. Lineage: Eukaryota; Metazoa; Rotifera; Eurotatoria; Philodinida; Philodinidae. The record is from the annotation of a GenBank genome assembly.